AGCGGGUUAGGCCACGUAGGCACAAAACCCCUCCCCCCAUCUCAUCCUGAUAUCCCCGAGCUCCGAACCAACCAUCCAUCACAGUUCACAGCAGGUUCCCGUUCCUCCAGAGAAAACCAAGAUCAGAGCAGGCCGGGGCGGAGUUACUCGUCGAGUUCCACGACUCGAUCCAAGAUGGCAUUCGCCGCCUCCACAGCCUGCUGCAAGCCUUCUCCGCUGCUGGCUCCUCGGGCGUCGUCCCUCCGCGCGCAGGCGGUCCUCUGCAGGCCCUCCUCCACCGCGACCACGCCCCGCGGCCUCAGGGCAGCGGCGCCCGCAUCCGCAUUCGCGCAAACGCCUGCGCCCCGCCGCCGCGCCGCGUCCACGGGCAUCGUCUGUGGCAAGGUGACCAAGGGCAGCGUCCCGCCCAAUUUCACCCUGAAAGACCAGGACGGCAAGACGGUGUCGCUCUCCAAGUACAAGGGCAAGCCCGUCGUCCUCUACUUCUACCCCGCUGAUGAAACGCCCGGCUGCACCAAGCAGAUUAUUCGCCGGCGCGAGAAGACAUUUACGGCCUUUGGAUCCUUCGGGGCCAGUUCACCGCUAGCAUCUCCUCUCCCUUCCAAACGCCAUGGCUCGACCGCUGUCCAGGCCCUCCUCUCUUCUCCUGACCACACUCCCCAACAACACCGGCUUCCAAUUCCAUCUCAAGGAGGCAUCCAAGCAGCGGCGGCGGCGUCAAAGAGGCAGCCGACACAAGAACCCGGCACCGGGGAGGAGAUCACUGUCAACGCCGGAGGGCGGACUUGCGAGCUGCCGACAUGGGCCCUGAUCGGCGGUAUCACGGCAGGAGUUGCCCUAGCGCUGGCACUGUCGGUGGACGCAGGCCCGGCAAUGGCGCUGGGGCCGGAGGGCCCCCUGGUGGAGGAGUUCUGGGACAACAUGCGCCGGUACGGGCUGUACGCGCUGACGGUGAGCACGGGGUUCGCGUGGGCGCUGGUGCAGCCCAUCGUGGAGCUGCUCAGGAACCCCAUCACGGCCGUGCUCAUCAUCUUCGUCAUUGCCGGCGGCGGCGUCCUCGUGUCUCAGGUCAUCAACGCCAUGGCCGGCAACUCCGACUUCAUCUACAUGUACGAGCAGUAGCCAUAUAAGCUAAGCUAGCGCGCGUGGUAGGGGAACGUAGUAUGGCACGUGGCAGUGAUGGAUGCACGAAUGAUUUUGGACGAAAUAUGAUGAGAAACAUUUAAUAAAGUUGGCAUUGUACUUGCUCUGGAAUCUGAA
Brachypodium distachyon (stiff brome) is the source of this 1260-nucleotide messenger RNA. RefSeq names its product peroxiredoxin Q, chloroplastic. The transcript has 3 exons. Gene Ontology annotation, biological process: cell redox homeostasis; cellular response to oxidative stress. Gene Ontology annotation, molecular function: thioredoxin peroxidase activity. Gene Ontology annotation, cellular component: cytoplasm; chloroplast thylakoid membrane. Lineage: Eukaryota; Viridiplantae; Streptophyta; Magnoliopsida; Poales; Poaceae. The record is from RefSeq and is a predicted model, not a curated record. Bases 175 to 1122 code for a protein of 315 amino acids.